Messenger RNA from Galendromus occidentalis (western predatory mite), 5159 nucleotides. RefSeq names its product general transcription factor 3C polypeptide 1. Gene Ontology annotation, cellular component: transcription factor TFIIIC complex. Gene Ontology annotation, biological process: 5S class rRNA transcription by RNA polymerase III; transcription initiation at RNA polymerase III promoter. The coding region runs from base 1 to 5157 and encodes 1718 amino acids. The record is from RefSeq and is a predicted model, not a curated record. Lineage: Eukaryota; Metazoa; Arthropoda; Arachnida; Mesostigmata; Phytoseiidae. Gene Ontology annotation, molecular function: DNA binding. The transcript is spliced from 10 exons.
AUGCUUAAUCUGCUGACAGUUUCGGAAGACGUCGUGGAGGAAGUUGCCCUGGAAGGCCUCGAUGGCUCCACGCUCCCCAAUCUAUGGAGCCGCAUGCAGCAGCGAUACGAUGUUGAACAAGGCGGCUGUGAGCUCGACGAUCAGCUCAAAGAGUUCAUCUGGGGCAAGGUCCUGCGUGAUAAGCGACUUCAGUUUUAUCGUUUGCCCGAACCGCGUCCCGAUAGUGUGAUUUUCGAUCGUAUGUCUCCGGAAUACAUGGACGAGAUGGGGGUCCUCACACAGGCAAACUACGCCCCCCGAGUUGAUCCGUACCCGUUCGGGCCCGUCAAAAACAACGGAAGCGUCAUGGGCAGCUGCGCGACCUUCGAUACGCGAGUCGACGUGACAGAAUCGGUCCGGGGCGAUCCGAACUUACAGAAUCUCGAGCAGGCCGAAGAGUUUCUCGGCUGGGACCAUGUCAUCGUCGCCAACCAGGCGACUCGAUCGAGGACGCUGUGUGGCCCCGCUGUGAAAUCGGACGAAAUAUCUUCGAUGAGGGGUGUCAUGUACUGCCUCCUUGAGCGGGUCGGACGCUCUCGAUACAACGGCGAAAUAACUCCAGGACCUAACGGUCUUAUGAAGGUAUUCCGAGAGAGCCCGGGAACUAUAUUCUAUUACAAGAAAAAACUGGUCACCUACGGAUUCGUCGUCGCCCAAAGCUGUCGAAUCAACCUCCCCGGGAAGCAGCAGACCGGGAACCUCUUGCAUCUGCGGCGGUUCUUCCGGCGUAUAGAAUCUCCGCAAGAUAAAGCCGUCCGCGAUGCCGCCGAAUACUUAUUGCAAAAACCCAAUCAUUGGGAGCAAAUUUCGGUCAUGAAGGCGGAUUUGCCUUCGAUUCACGGUUACAUCUUCAAGCGCAUCAUCCGAGGAUCUCACAAGAACAUAUUCGAAAUCAAAACCAUCUCUUGGAGGGAGUACAAGCCGGACGCAACCCCAGUGGAUUACAUAACGAAAGCUCAAAGCGUCCGUCUGGCAAGAGUCAUCCAGUUGAACAGGAGAGCAUUCGACGAGUAUCUAGCGGCCCAGGAAGCGGAAGUAAAACUCGAAGAGGGUGGAGUCGAUGAAGACGACGAUCUCAAAGACGAAAUCGAGGGACCCGAAGAGCACGCCACGUUGUUCUCACAGAUAAAUCGAAUCUACGACGGUAGCCGUACGGCGUUCAAUUACACCGCGAUCCAAAGCGGAUAUCGGGCGAUCGAAAGAUCCGGUGCGGCGGGCAUGACCAUGGCGCAACUGGCUUCACAUCUCGCUUUGCCCCGUCGCUUCGUUCGUAACAUCAUCAAGACGCUUUGCAAGGAAAACUCAAUAAGUUCGCAUUGCGUCGCCAUCGGUAGACAACAAGUGACAAUCUACGUGAGCAAAGUCUACGCCGACGUGACGACUCGGGUGAACCAUUCGGCGCUCCAACGAAUCGAACCCCCAGCGAUCACAGCCGGCGAGGGAUCCACGGUCGCCCAGACGAACUCGACCGACAUCAAGAAGACUUUCGCAACCCAGAGAACCCUGAGCCGGGCCGUGCGUAUCGUGGAGCUCACCCGAGAGCUGAAGGUCAUCCCGCAACCUUACAGACUUCUGAAAAUCCUCCGACGCGAAGAGCAGGAAGCCGGACUCAAAGACAAGUUGUGCAAGCACAGCUUGGAGAGGAUCCUCCAGAAAUUAGACGAGACCGGCUACAUAAACACAGUCGUUUGCAAACUCGACACGAGCAAAGGCGAGCGCGAGCUGCUCAUGAUCUGCGCUUCGGACGUCGGCGACGACCACGAGCUCGUCCAGGGCUGCAUCCAGAUGUGGCACCUGAACGAGAAGACGAAGCCGCUAAAUCCGCCGAGGACCCGCGAGGCUCUAACGUGUGCGCCCGACGACGGACCGCCGAAGAGCUAUCCCACACCGAAUCCCGCCAUGGCGAAGAAAUACGGCUACAAGCCGAAAUUCAAACGAGCCAAGCUCAUGUACGAAUUCCUGCACUACCUGCUCUACAGCUACGACGGGACGGUUCCGAGCCGCGGGUCCCUGGUGAGCAUCGACGCUAUCGUGAGCUACCACGACGAGGUGUCGUGGAAAAAGUUCAUUCCUCCGCUGGCAGCCGAACGCUCUCCAGGAUGGUGUAUCUUGGGCGAUGCGUGGCUACUGUGCCCUCUGUCGCUCUUCAUUCAACUCUCCAGUGUCAUGUUCGAAGUACCUGGCAUCGAAGAGUACUUGGGCGAUCCCGUGAAACAACAUUAUCUCCUGAGGUACCUCCCGGACGAGAUGCGCGACCUCUUGCUCUUCAACAGACGCUGGCUCUAUCAAUUGCACGAGCAAGCGAUCACUCUGAGUCACAUGGGUCUGGGGCGUUUCGGACCACAGAAACACAAAGAGAAAGAUCAGGUGUGGUUCUUCCUGAACAGGAAAAUCACCGUCGUCGACACGACCGGACGGACGGGAUUCCUGAAGACGGGCCUCGACGAGAAAGACUUCCUGCUCGAGUCGUUCUUCCUGCGAAGCGAGCAGGACAUUUUCGCCUUCUGGACCCGGGUCGAGGAAAUCUGCAUGAGCACACCGUUGGGAAUGUACAGCAAACUCGCGUCGCAGACGUACGUCGCCUACGCUUCCGGUCAGAAACCCGAGCUCGUCGAGGCUGCGCGACGCUAUGAUCUCGACAGCGCUGGCUUGGACGAUGGAGGUCUCCCGCCCGGAGACCAUCAGGGGGCUUGCGGCUUCGACUCGGGACUGCACGCGCAUCGGAGAGCCAACUGGUCGGCUGUGCGUCAAUCGCACAAAAAACUCAAAGAAAGCCUCGAGACAGUGACGGCGCUCAAAGUCAUCGAGCAACAGUUCCGAGUAAAGGUCAAAAAGAACGAGCAUGUCAAGGGUCCGCUUCCGUCGCGAGCGCUCGCAAUCCCGGAAAGCGUGCCGAUUGCGAAUAAUCCUCCCGUGAAAAAACGGAAAGAAUUCAUUAUCAGGAACAAGCGCGUGUACAAGCGGGAGGGACGGAAAGCCGUCAAGCUCGACGAACGUGAUGUCGAAGCUCUGAAGAACAUGAAGAAUCUCAAACGAGUGAAAUGGCGCGCCGAACACGACUAUAUCCUACUCCUGGUGAAAACUCUGAGCUCGGUAGUCUAUCCCGACCAUGGAAGGCUCGUCGUUCCGGCAUCCCAGCUCCGAGACUUGCUUCUGUCCAUCUUUCCCGAAAGCUGUCACGACAAAACGAGGCACGCGAGCGUUCGCCGGCUCCGACAACUGCUCAAGUAUCCAGAGAAGAACGCGGUGGCUCGAGCGAUGCGUUUCAAUAUCAUGCGCGAGCCAGAGAUAAUGAGGCGGAUCGAAGAAAUCCAGGACAGCGUCAACGCACAGGUCAAGCACAAGUUAUUCCUCGAUCUGAUCGAGGUCGCUCGCAAGUCCUUGUCUCGACAGGGAGUGAAGUGUUCCUCGAAAGUCGACCUCAAGCAGGUGGAUUCUUUCGAGGUCGACGAGCUCCAGGAGUCGAGGACCGCGUUCAGAUACAGAGAGCCGUUGAAUGUCGUCGACGUGCAUCAGGCGACCGUGGCCACGAUCCUUAUCGCGAGUUUCGCCUUGGAUGGCAAGACGAACUGGUCGUAUCUUCUCUACACGAUCUACGAGAGGUAUCCCGAUCCGCUCCUCCGAGUCGUUCUCAAAGGCCUCACCGACAGUCAGAUGAUCGCGAGGAAAAAAAGCAAGAACUACAAAACGUGCGAUCGCAUUCUGCACCUCCCGGGUCUGCCAUAUAGUCUCAGCUUCAAAUGGUACUUCAUGAUGAAACUUCGGUACCAUGACGAAGUGCUCAAUCCGAUGAGUCAGCAGAUGCAGAAAAUUCAGCGUGACCGCACCGUGGACAUAGCCGACGACAAUCCGACGCCGGCGCUCAUGAUCCUGUUCGCUCAUCUUUCCUUGCACGGGCUCGCGGAGGUUUCCUACGAGUUUCGCGAGAGCCCCAUAGAGUUCGUUUUCCGUAAGGGAUCCGGGAGAGUGAAUCCGAAGAACACCGUGAACAGUAGCAGGAGCAGCGUUCUGGCUGCGCGGGAGCGGAUGAUGGACUAUAUGGAGAACAUUCGCUACGACGAGGAAAUGCGACUGAAUCCUCUGCCGAUAAAAUGCGCACUCAAGGAAGAGACCGACCUCAGUUUCGGUUGCUAUCACCACAAGGUGAAGGGCGGCGAUAUCCUCAGGAACGACUUGCACGGGGAGAUAAUCAAGAGGUUGAAGUCCUACUACGAUCCUUCGUUGAGUGAAUUAGACGCCGAAGCCGUUAUCGAGAAAGAGUUCAAAUCUUCGAAAAAGAUCGGUGCCGGCGAUUUGGAGUUCGCGAUGAAAACCUACCGACUGGUCCUCGCGUCUAAAGAAGUGGGUCUCAGUCUACAGCAGCUAUGGAUUAUCCAGUCGGGAAAAUUCAGUUAUUUAGAGGAGAUCACCAACAUUCUCUGUGAUCUGAAAGUAUUGUUGCCUAUCGGCGUGAACCAGAAGAGAUUCGUUGCGUUCGCCUAUUCCAAUCCGUGGCUCAUAAAAAGUUAUCGAAUACCGAAGGAAAUGCGCAAGAGAGUGUCUACCGCAAUGGACGAUAUGAGACCUAGGAAGCGUAUUCGAUGCUCGAACAAGAGCAGCACGACGGAAGAUGCGCCUCCGGUGGAAGAACGACCCCAGGCUAGCACGGAAGUCAACCAUCGGCAGCGGAGACGACAGAUGAAAUGCAUCUCGGCUCAGCUCGAGAACUGCAAACCUCUUUUGUUUGUGCCGCGGAUGUGGAAGUGUCCGGACGGCAGCCUGAACGUCAACAUAUUCACGAAGAUGCUCCUCGCUAUUUUCUCGUUCAUCUGUGAUCAUCCAGGUAUAACCGAAGCCGAUCUCCAGGAUAGAUUCUGCUCUGUCGUCGAGCCAAGCAUUCAAGUCAUCGACCUCGUUGACAUUCUGCUGAAGCUGGGCUGUAUCCGACGGUCAUUCCUUGAAAUGCCAGGACCCGAGAGCGUAGACUUAUUCAGCGAUCCGGUCAUCGGACAGAGCAUUUUGGACGAUUCCGAGUCAACUGACGAUAUCAAGUUCUACGAGCCGACCGAAGAUGGCAUGCUGCGGAUCAACAGCUUCUUCACAACCAGUCUCCAGCAAAGAAGUGAUCUUUCUGGUUGACG